GAAGAAAAAUUUAAUAUUCAUUGCCUAGACAGUCAUCGCAUUCCCUGAAAUUCGCGUGGGAUUACUCAACCUUUCGACCACGACAAAAUCAGAAAUUUCUUCUUCUUCAUUUUUUGUUCUCGAUUGAUUUUUCAAAAAAUGGACAUCUUGUUUAUUCUCCCGGAUAACCUUCAUAAGUUGGCGGCCUCGGCGAUAUGACAGUGGAGAAGGUUCAAGUGAAAUAGCGAGUGUGAGCAGAUCGGAGACGAAAGAAGAAUAUGGAGGCUAAGGCCAGAGCUCCCGGGAAGAUUAUUCUCUCCGGCGAACACGCUGUGGUGCAUGGAUCUACUGCUGUUGCCGCUUCAAUUGACUUGUACACCUAUGUAUCUAUCCGUUUCCCCACUCCUUCUGACAACCACGAUAUGUUGAAACUCCAGCUCAAGGACAUGGGAUUAGAAUUUUCCUGGCCAAUUAGUAGAAUUGCAGAAGUUCUGCCAGAAUCUGGUAGUCAACCCUCUUCAGUGCCUGUUUCAUGCUCUGUCGAGUCUUCCAAAUCAAUUGCAGCGCUAGUUGAAGAACAAAAUAUUCCAGAGGCAAAAAUUGGACUUGCUUCAGGAGUUUCAGCCUUUCUCUGGUUGUAUUCAUCUAUUCAACGAUUUAAGCCUGCUACAGUGGUGGUCACUUCUGAACUUCCCCUGGGUUCAGGCUUGGGUUCAUCAGCAGCUUUCUGUGUGGCCCUGGCAGCUGCCCUGCUUGCUUGCACUGAUUCUGUUCGUUUGGAUGUGAAUGGCCAAGGAUGGUUGUCAUUUGGAGAAAAAGAGCUUGAAUUGGUUAAUAAAUGGGCUUUUGAGGGUGAGAAGAUUAUUCAUGGGAAGCCAUCUGGAAUUGACAACACAGUAAGCACUUACGGCAACAUGAUCAGCUUCAGAUCUGGUAACUUGACGCACAUGAAGUCAAAUAUGCCACUAAAAAUGCUCAUAACUAACACCAAAGUAGGGAGGAACACAAAGGCAUUGGUGGCUGGUGUUGCUGAGAGGACACUAAGGCAUCCGGAUGCAAUGUCUUUUGUGUUCAGUGCUGUUGAUGCUAUCAGCAAAGAAUUGGCUCAGAUUAUCCAGUCACCCACACCAGAUGACCUCUCCGUCACCGAGAAAGAAGGGAAGAUAGAAGAGCUUAUGGAAAUGAAUCAAGGCUUGCUCCAAUGUAUGGGGGUUAGCCACACUGCUAUUGAAACUGUUCUUCGGACAACGCUUAAAUACAAGCUGGCCUCCAAAUUAACAGGAGCUGGUGGUGGAGGCUGCGUUCUGACUCUGCUGCCUACCUUGCUUUCAGGAACUGUUGUUGAGAAAGUAAUGUCUGAACUGGAGUCUUGCGGGCUCCAAUGUUUCACUGCCGGAAUAGGCGGGAAAGGUGUUGAAAUUUCCUAUGGGGUUCCAUCCUGAUUCCUUUUUGUUUCCAGGCAGCGAUUUGACAUCAGUUAUCAAUUGAUCUUUCAAAUAAAUAGCAUGAAAUUAUGUGCUUCUUUGUACCUUCAUGUGCCUCGGCUUGUAGUUCAUUGUUUUUUGUCUUGUUUCCGUUCUCUACAGAUUUUCGUUGCGACUAGUGCUCUGUCACUAUCUUAUAAGCAGUUGGUGGAUAGUCGGUGUUUCCCAAUUUCGUCAAGUCCACUUUCUAAAGAUUUUUAGGCCGCG
Molecule: messenger RNA, 1670 nt
Organism: Neltuma alba
Lineage: Eukaryota; Viridiplantae; Streptophyta; Magnoliopsida; Fabales; Fabaceae
Product: mevalonate kinase
Exons: 5
Coding region: 258-1421 (387 amino acids)
Biological process (GO): isopentenyl diphosphate biosynthetic process, mevalonate pathway; isoprenoid biosynthetic process
Cellular component (GO): cytosol; cytoplasm
Molecular function (GO): mevalonate kinase activity; ATP binding
Source: RefSeq, a predicted model, not a curated record